Hordeum vulgare subsp. vulgare (domesticated barley) is the source of this 2045-nucleotide messenger RNA. RefSeq names its product triadin-like. Bases 236 to 1714 code for a protein of 492 amino acids. Lineage: Eukaryota; Viridiplantae; Streptophyta; Magnoliopsida; Poales; Poaceae. The transcript is spliced from 3 exons. The record is from RefSeq and is a predicted model, not a curated record.
UCGAAGAGGCUACCCUUUUCUUCCGUUCCCAUCUCGCGUAGCCGCCGCUGAAAAAAUUCCCCUCCCCUCCCCGUGAAACCCUAGCCGCCACACAAGAGCCAAAUCCCGCCCGCCGAGAUCCGUUCCGUCGGAUUUCCUCCCGCGAAUCGAAGUUUCCCCGUCGAUUCGCGGUCGAUCUUAGGGCGGGGCCUCUCGCCGUCGCUCUCGCGUCGCGGGAUUCACACCGGCCGACGACAUGUCGAGGUGCUUCCCCUACCCGCCGCCGGGCUACGUGCGAAACCCAGUGGCCGUGCCCCCCGUUGCCGUGGUGGAGACGACCUCUAAGCUCCAGAAAGAAAGGGAAAGGGCCGAAAAGAAGAAAGAGAAAAGGAAUGACAAGAAAGCUUCCCAUCGGGGUGGCGAUGAGACAAAACAUUCAAAACGUAGUCAUAAGAAGAGAAAGCAUGAAGAUACCAACCUAGCUGGCUCAGAGUCCAAAACUGCCUCCAAAGAACUAUUUGAGCAGUUGGAGAAGAGUGGACUCUCCGAAGAGCAUGGAGCUCCUUCUUUCAUUCAGACAGUACAUGGAUCACCAGAGAGCUCUCAGGACAGCAGUAAGCGAAGAAAGGUGGUACUCCCAGGCCCUAGUCAAAAUAAGAAUGGGACAUUCCUUCGCAUUAAGAUCAAAAGAGAUCAGGAUUCUCCGUCAGCAACGUUGGAUAGGUCAAGGGUUCUUCAGCAACCACCUGUCCAACAAAUUGCUACACCUUCAUCCUUGUUGAGUAAGCAGAAUGCAGUUCAACCUCGCAGGGAUGUUACGGCAAAGUCGGCUGCAAGUCUCCAGCAAAGCAUCAAGAGGGAUUCUCAAGCUGUUCCAAAACAAAUGGAUGUAAAACCCCCUGCAACGAUCUUGCCAAGAGUUUCUUCCAUGACAAAUAUUGCCCAAAAGGUGGAUCUCCCAAUCUCUGCGAAAAUCACGCAAAAGAUAGAUCCCCCAACCUCAGCGAAGAUCAUGCAGAAGAUGGAACCCCGGCUGUCUGUUAAUGCCACACCUUCAUCUGCUAAGGUGAGGGGAAGUGCUGAUCCUUUGCCUACACAGCUGACACGACAAGUUGUUCCUCCACCUGUCAAGGCUGCACAGAGAGUCACUCCUGCCAAGGUUAUUGACACUCCUCCCGUGAAGGCGUUGCAAAAGGUUGAUCCUCUGGUGCCAUCCAAGGUGCUCAGAAGAGAUGCUCCUCCACCUAGUUUGCCGGUUUUGCAGAAGGAAACAGUAAAAGUUGCUGCUUCCCACCAGCCAGACAGGCAGCAGCAGCCCGUUUUGCACAAACCAAAGGCGCCUGUAGGCACUCCCCUCAUCAAAGAGCAGCAGGCAAGCACCUUGCCCAAAGAAGAGCCUUGUUCCUCUGGCAGGAACACUGAAAAAGUUAAGCAGUCGAAGUCUGAUCGUAAGAAGAGCCGCAAGGCUGAGAAGGAAGAGAAGAAAGAGAGGAAGUUCCGAGAUCUAUUUGUCACCUGGAAUCCACCUUCCUUGGAGAUUGUAGAUACUGUGGAUCUCGGCGAUCAGGAGGAUUGGUUGCUUGGGGGUGGAAAGAAACCUGAUGCCAGCAUCAGCAGCAGCUGCAAGGCAAGUGACGGUUUGGCACCCAUGGAGCUGGAGUUUUCAUGGCAACCAAGGGCCAUUCAUUUGCCUGACCUUCAUCUCUAUCAGUUGCCAUAUGUUGUUCCUUUUUAGGUUUGUGUAGGAAGACUCGAGGUAGAGGGGAAGUAGGAGAUGUUGGGAGAAUAGCUGUGCCGGUGUGGGAGAUAGUGCUACCCCCCACCGGCAGUUUUCCAGCUUUGUUUCCAGGAUUUUUCUUGUUUCAUCAGGACGAUGACUGUGGGAACCUUCUGUAGUGUUGUUAAUCUAUUUGACUUAAUUUUUUGUUUCCAAGCGGACAACCUUGAAUUUGAAGGUUAUUGUAAUGUUGUAUGACAAACGUGUUGCCCCUGAAAUGAACACCUCAUUCAGAUGGUACUUUGUAAAUAUAGCAAGGCCAUGUGAUGAUAUGCAACAACUUGCUGAA